Messenger RNA from Heterocephalus glaber (naked mole-rat), 210 nucleotides. The record is from RefSeq and is a predicted model, not a curated record. NCBI's taxonomy places the organism in Eukaryota, Metazoa, Chordata, Mammalia, Rodentia, Bathyergidae.
CACCCGGUGAACUCAAGUUGGAAGAAUGCACACUGUGAGGAGUGUACCUGUGGAGAAACUGAAAUGAGCUGCUGCAGCAUAGCUUCUAAGCCUUCGAUGUAUGACAAAAAGAAGUGCCAAGUCAUCUUUCACAAGAAGAACUGCACCUACACUGUUGUGGAGCACAACAAUCCAGGAAAAGCCUGUGUGGUUCAGAAAUGGAUAUUGUAG